UGUAGUUUUAGGCGGACACCAUUGUAAACUCAUAACCAUUAUUGAUUGGCUUAAUCAAUUCUCUCUAUAAAAUGGGAGCAAAACUUUCGAGUUAGAGAAAAACAUAUAAGAAUUAAAAACACAUACAUAUAUAUUAUAUUAAAUUAUAGUGCUUUAAUUUUCUUAUUAUAUAUUUAAUAAAAUAUGGGAAUAAUGAUCAGAGUAAUAAUGAUUUUUGUAGGCAUGCUCUUAUUCCAGUUCUUAGUCGCUUUUGCAGACAAGGGAACCGCAACUUUCUACACACCUCCAUAUACCCCGUCUGCAUGCAAUGGAUUCGAAGAGGAAGGAGUUAUGAUAGCAGCAGCAAGCGAAGCCAUAUGGGAUGAUAAGGGCGCAUGUGGAAGAAUGUAUAAGGUGAGAUGCAUCGGCGGCACCAACCAAGGUGUUUCGAACCCAUGCAGGGGUGGAGGCUCUAUCGUCGUCAAAAUCGUCGACCUUUGUCCCUCUCCUGGUUGUCGCGGAACCAUUGAUCUCUCUCAAGAAGCUUUUGCUAUGAUUGCUGAUCCUAAUGAAGGAAAAAUAAACAUCAAGUUCACUCAGUAAGUAAUAACUUUGCUAAUAAUUAAUUAAUUUAUAAUAAUAACUUUGAAGUUUAAUAUUCUUAUGUUUAAUUAUAUCAUGUGUGAAUUUCGUAGGGUUUGAAGAAACUUACGUACGUAUACGAUCAAGAUCUUAUGUAUUACAAGGGAUUUAAUUAUUUGUAGUUUAAUUUAAGCUAUUAAUUAAGAAAUAUAUAUAACUCUCCAUGAUGUUAUAAUGAAGUGCUAUCGAUUGUAUAAUUAAUUAGAGCAAAUCUCCAUUUAUAUUUUAUUUGUAACUCUCCACCAA
Cannabis sativa is the source of this 867-nucleotide messenger RNA. RefSeq names its product EG45-like domain containing protein. Bases 184 to 582 code for a protein of 132 amino acids. Gene Ontology annotation, cellular component: cell wall; apoplast. The transcript is spliced from 2 exons. The record is from RefSeq and is a predicted model, not a curated record. NCBI's taxonomy places the organism in Eukaryota, Viridiplantae, Streptophyta, Magnoliopsida, Rosales, Cannabaceae. Gene Ontology annotation, biological process: systemic acquired resistance.